This is a messenger RNA of Papilio polytes (common Mormon), 1308 nucleotides long. RefSeq lists its product as uncharacterized. Bases 141 to 881 code for a protein of 246 amino acids. The transcript has 6 exons. Lineage: Eukaryota; Metazoa; Arthropoda; Insecta; Lepidoptera; Papilionidae. The record is from RefSeq and is a predicted model, not a curated record.
AAACCGUCACCAUUGCUCCCGCCGUGGCUGUAAGAGUCGCACGUGUGGCAGACUUAAAAAAAAAACCUGUCUAUGGUUUAACUUUUUAUUUUUUUUUCGUAAAAGGUCUAAAUAUUUUUAAGACCAGUGUUAUAUUAAAAAUGAAGAGGUUUCAAGCUUUACUAGUUUUCGCGGCGGUGAUAACAACGGGGACGUCGAAUACAAGUAUGUUCGGCGAGCGCUGCUCCCGGCAGGACCCAGAAGUCGACGAAUGUCUCCUGCGCAGCUUCAACUCUCUAGUGGACUAUCUCAAAGGCGGAGCUCCCGAACUCGGCAUUGAAGAGUCGGAUAGCAUAUUGAUAGAUGAGCUGUCUAUCGCACUGGGCGGAGGGCCGGACGGCUACCGCGCCACAUUCAAAGACAUCCAUGCCAGUGGCGUCAACAACAUGACCAUUACCAACGUCAGGUCGGACCUAGAUACACAUCAAUUCCAGCUAACGCUGUACGGGCCGCAUAUCAGCGCGCGUGCCCGCUACCGCUCCUCCGGGGUGUUGUUACUGGUGCGUGCUUCAGGAGGAGGUGACUACUGGGGUGAAUACGACGGUGUUAAGGCGAAGGUGUACUUCCGCGGCACACCGUACACCCGCAACAAGCGCACUUACCUCAAACUGCAGCAACUCAAACUGGACUUCUCCGUCAGGGACAUACAGAUGGGCGUCGAGAAUUUACAGAAUAGUAACGCUGUCCUACAAGCAGCAUUGAACCUGUUCAUCAAUACGAACGCGCAAGAGUUGCUGAAGGAGAUGAAGCCAGAACUGAGGCGCGAUCUGGCGGCCAAGAUGUCGCACUUCCUCGAGCGCAUCCUCGAUCAGAUCCCUUACGACGACUGGGUCAAAGACUAAAUUGUACUAACAUUCCAUUCCAAAUAACGCUUUUACGUGAUUUGUAAAAAUAAAACGUCACAAUUCAUAUAUGGUUCCCAUCACACUAUUUCAUAUUAUCAUGGAAAAUGUUAUUUUAUUGAAAUUAUGGGAUAGAGUGAAGUGAAAUCGUAUUUUUCUAAACUCGGAUUUCUCUGCUAUUUCUGGUAUAGAUUAAGAAAUCCUUAAAUAAUUAAUAUACUGCUUAUUAAUGCAAUAAGACUUAUUUCGCUUUGUCCCAGUGUACAAAUAUAUUUCAAUAUAAGCUUAUUUUAUAGACAAGUUGUGGUUACUUGUAAGUUAUUUAUUUAUAAGCCCGAUUAAAUACAUAAGUUACUAAAUUUGGUUUUAGGCGAUUUAUAUGUAACGGUUUUGUGCCGAUAAUAUAAAUAAAUCAUUAAUUUUAAAA